AUGAAUAUACUGCCGAAGAAAAAGUGGCAUGUGCGUACAAAAGAGAAUGUGGCACGUGUAAGGCGUGAUCAGAAGAAAGCUGCCGAAGAGGAGCAGCGAAUCAAAGAAAGAGCUCAGCUUGCCGAGCAAGAGUUCAAAGUGAGUUUUUCGAGGAAAAUUGUAAACAUCUGGCGCAAGAUACCGAUUUUUCAUGAGUAUUUUAUUUCCAGUCAGCAGCGGAUUAUCUUUUUAUAUAUCAGGUUUUUCUUUGAGUGUGUGCCGGCGAAAUUCUCGUUAUUCAUUUGUCAAAUUGAAAUUAUUCAGAUAUUAUUCACACUUAUUCAUGUAUUCAAAGUAUAA
Gongylonema pulchrum is the source of this 339-nucleotide messenger RNA. The record is from the annotation of a GenBank genome assembly. NCBI's taxonomy places the organism in Eukaryota, Metazoa, Nematoda, Chromadorea, Rhabditida, Gongylonematidae.